Messenger RNA from Thunnus maccoyii (southern bluefin tuna), 2324 nucleotides. It is a transcript of the gene ergic2, whose product is annotated as ERGIC and golgi 2. The coding region runs from base 365 to 1495 and encodes 376 amino acids. Gene Ontology annotation, cellular component: membrane; COPII-coated ER to Golgi transport vesicle; endoplasmic reticulum. NCBI's taxonomy places the organism in Eukaryota, Metazoa, Chordata, Actinopteri, Scombriformes, Scombridae. The record is from RefSeq and is a predicted model, not a curated record. The transcript is spliced from 13 exons. Gene Ontology annotation, biological process: retrograde vesicle-mediated transport, Golgi to endoplasmic reticulum; endoplasmic reticulum to Golgi vesicle-mediated transport.
UGUGCAGUUUUCUUCUAGACAAGGGGUCAAAAGACAAAGAAGCUAGCCUAACCAAUAACACACUUAGCGCAUACUUUUUUAUGUUUAACGUUGAAAAAAAGCCCUUAACCGUGGACUGAGCUGACGCUUACAUUGUCUCUUUUGUAGUCAUGUUUUAGCCGGCUAGUUGUCGUUAAUGGUUGACGGUUAGUUCGGCUGUUGUCAUGGUUGACGUCAGCACAGAAAAGCAGGAAUUGAAGACUUGAACAUUCGACUGCUCAACGGUCGUCGCACAAAAACAAGCAACGUUAACUAACAAUUAGAAAACAUUUCGCUCUAUGAGGGAGUCACCUGAAGCUAAAACUACAUCACUGCCGCUGCUGAGAUGAAGAGACUGACCAAGAAGAAAGCUCUGACUCUGGUGAAAGAGUUGGACGCUUUCCCAAAGGUUCCCGAGAGCUAUGUAGAGUCUACAGCCAGCGGUGGGACAGUGUCUCUGAUAGCAUUCACUCUCAUGGCUGUCCUUGCCUUCCUGGAAUUCUUUGUGUACAGAGACACAUGGAUGAAGUAUGAGUAUGAGGUGGACAAAGACUUCAGCAGUAAACUGAGGAUAAAUGUUGACAUUACAGUGGCCAUGAGAUGCCAAUAUAUAGGUGCAGAUGUCCUGGAUCUGGCUGAGACCAUGGUUGCUUCUGAUGGGCUAAAGUAUGAACCAGUCAACUUUGAGCUCUCUCCACAGCAAAGAUUGUGGCACAUGACUCUUCUGCACAUCCAGGAGCGUCUGAGAGUGGAGCACGCUCUCCAAGACGUGCUCUUCAAGGCUGCAUUAAAAGCAGCUCCUCCUGAUGACCCUCAAAGCCAGGACAGUUCCACUCCUCUUAGUGCCUGCAGGAUUCAUGGACACCUGUAUGUUAACAAGGUGGCAGGAAAUUUCCACAUUACUGUGGGCAAGUCCAUCCCACAUCCCAGAGGCCAUGCUCAUCUAGCAGCCCUAGUUAGCCAUGACAGUUAUAAUUUUUCUCACCGGAUUGACCACCUGUCCUUUGGAGAAGCGAUCCCUGGAAUUAUCAGCCCACUAGAUGGCACAGAAAAAGUCUCACCCGAUUCUAACCACAUGUUUCAAUACUUUAUCACCAUCGUGCCCACCAAACUGAACACCUACAAGGUCUCUGCAGAAACACAUCAAUACUCUGUCACAGAGCGGGAACGAGCGAUAAACCAUGCUGCCGGCAGCCAUGGAGUCUCAGGGAUCUUUAUGAAAUACGACAUCAGCUCACUAAUGGUGAAAGUCACUGAGCAGCACAUGCCUUUCUGGCAGUUUCUCGUCAGACUCUGCGGCAUCAUUGGAGGCAUCUUCUCCACCACAGGCAUGCUCCAUGGUAUGGUUGGCUUCUUGGUUGAUGUGGUUUGCUGUCGUUUUCAAAUGGGAAUGUACAGACCUCUUAAGGAAGAGGCUCCUCUGAAUAUGCAGGAAAACAGUGAGACCCCGCUUCCAACAGAAAACUACAGUCAGUAAAGAGAGCUCCCUACAACUCAGCUGCAGCCGACCCACAGCUCACCAUCUUGGCCUAACCCACAAGACAGCAACGAGCAAUGGGAAUAUGUUUACAAGUUGUUUGAUCAUGAAAAAUGUCCCUAAUCUCUUGAGAGAUGUGUAAAUAUUUUUAUCAUUUUUAAAAUUUUUAUUGGUGGGUGUAUGUAUUUGUGGGUGAUUCAGACAAUUGGUCAUCCGCCUGGGAAGGACUGUAAUCAAUACCUCCACUAAUCUUAUGUCUCAAUCACUGGAAAGCUGCAGCACCAGGAGGAUUGAACAGCAGACAUUUUGACUCAUUAUAGGAGAAGCACAGGUGUUACUGAUAACAUUAACGAUGGCUCAGUCCCAGUAAGCCCUGACAGCGACCCUGUAUGCACAAUACCAGAAGCUGAAGCAGCUAAAUAGAAUUCAGCUGUUCGUUAAUUUCAUUAUUUACACCUGUGCUUCUCCUACCGUGACAUGUCAAAAUGCCUUCUGUGUAAAGGUCUAUUAUUGUAGAUCUGACCUUGUUAAAUACGAGUUUUCCUGGUGUUAAAGCACCUACACAGCCAUGGUCCACCCACACAGGUGUUUUCACUUAAAUUGACAAAUUAAUUACAUUUUAACCCACAUCAUAGUGAAGUUAAAUCAGCCACAACAGAAACAGCUGUGUGGGGGUGCAGAGCCUCUUAAUGGGAACUAUAUAAAAAAUAAAAAAAAAACAGAAAAAAGACCAGGAGUAUUUUAAGUUGUUCCACGAACGUGCCUAUGUGUAAAUGCUUGUUGCAAAUACAAGGCGGAUUUGUUAAAUAAAAAUCCUCUUUCGACUUGA